AUGGACAAGGGUACUUUAUAUUACUUUGACAUCACCACUGGUGAUCCCCUCUUCUCCGGUAAUCACAAGAUCACAGAAGAUGGGGCCUUCUAUGAAGUCGAGUGCGUCCUGUCUAUCAACAAAGAGGACGGUCAAGAGGUCAAUAAUAUCGUUACAGAUAUGGGUCUACACCCAAUCCGGUUGACAAAGAUAGCCUACAACAAUUACUUGCUCAAUUACUUGAAGAAAUUGCGCCAAACAGGUCUCUUCAAAGAAAAUCGAGGCCUUGAGGUCGAGGUGAAGGUCGCUAUGAUCCAGAUGACCAUCAAUUUCGACCAUACCUCUUUCUUUACCACACAGAGAAGCAUAGAUAUCGCCCAAGAACCUGAUUUCGACAAAUGGGGGAGUAUCAUGCCUUUGAGGACACGAAGCGAUGGUUCAAAGUACUUUACAGUGCUAAGGGACGCGAUCGAGGCUAGGGCGUACUAA
Lobosporangium transversale is the source of this 468-nucleotide messenger RNA. RefSeq lists its product as hypothetical. The record is from RefSeq and is a predicted model, not a curated record. The transcript has a single exon. Lineage: Eukaryota; Fungi; Mortierellomycota; Mortierellomycetes; Mortierellales; Mortierellaceae. Bases 1 to 468 code for a protein of 155 amino acids.